Messenger RNA from Pantherophis guttatus, 2244 nucleotides. It is a transcript of the gene ETV6, whose product is annotated as ETS variant transcription factor 6. Gene Ontology annotation, cellular component: nucleus. Gene Ontology annotation, biological process: cell differentiation; regulation of transcription by RNA polymerase II. Gene Ontology annotation, molecular function: sequence-specific DNA binding; DNA-binding transcription factor activity, RNA polymerase II-specific. The record is from RefSeq and is a predicted model, not a curated record. NCBI's taxonomy places the organism in Eukaryota, Metazoa, Chordata, Lepidosauria, Squamata, Colubridae.
CUUGCGCUCUGGUUUCUUUUCCGGCAACCGGAGCUCGCUGCUUUUCCCAUUUCCUGCCGGCCCGGCUCCUUUAAGAGGGCAGAGCCGAUGCCGGGAACUCGCGUCACUUUUCCAGCCUAGGAAAGUCUCCAGGUCCAUGAGCGGAGGAGAAGCCGCCGCCGGCGCCGCCGUGAGGCUUCUCUCUCUCUCCUUCUCCUUCUUGGGCAUCGUUUACGCGCGGCGGGCCCGGGCCGAGCUGGGAAGGCUGGCGGAGAGAAGGCAACCCUUUCCACCGCGCCAGGAGAGACGGCACCGCCUCGCUUCCCUUCUCCGAGCCAUGCGAGGGCCCCCUCCGGGCUGGCUGGGGCGCGCUCGGGCGGCUCGCCGGUGAUCAUCGGAGGCGCCGCGCCGUGAGAAGAAGAAGAAGGAGGAGGAGGAGAGCGCCUUCGCCCGGCCGGCCCUGGUGGUGGAAAAGGAAGCCGAGCUAAGCCAACCAGCCAGGCAGCGGGCGGAAAGGCGCAGCCCAGCAGCCGGGAAAGAGAGGGGGGAAAAGAAGAAGCCCCAGGCGCCUUGCGCGCCCAACUUCCUGCGUUUGGGUAUUAUACUUCGCCCUCCUUCCCUCCGUGGAGACAUGUCGGAAGGUCCCGAUCUGGUCUGCAUCAAGCAGGAAAGGAUUUCGUAUACUCCGCCUGUGAGCCCAGUAGACGAUUAUCCUUCCUCGUCACCUCUCCAUGUCCCACUGCAUCGUACCAUCAGGAUGGAGGAAGAGACCCUCAGACUUCCAGCCCAUUUGCGUUUGCAACCCAUCUACUGGAGCAGAGACGAUGUGGGUCAAUGGCUAAAGUGGGCGGAGAAGGAGUUCUCCCUUAGAACCAUUGACAGCAAUACCUUUGAGAUGAAUGGCAAAGCUCUCUUGCUACUAACCAAAGAGGACUUCCGAUACAGAUCUCCACAUUCUGGUGAUGUGUUAUACGAGCUUCUUCAGCACAUCUUGAAGCAAAGAAAUUCUCAUAUGUUGUUUUCUCCCUUCUUCCACCCUGGGAAUUCUGUUCAUGCUCCGCCAGAUGUCAUGCUGCAUCAGAACCACGAUGAAGACAACUUUAUCUCAAGAGCUUCAAGGCAGUCGACAGACUCAAUGCAUCACAAUCCACCUACCAUUGAACUCUUACACCGCUCCAGAUCACCCCUCAGCGCUAAUCACAGGCCUUCGCCAGAGUCUGAGCAGCGGUCCUUGAAGUCCCCCCUGGAGAACACUAUCCGUCGCCUCUCGCCAGCUGACCGGCUCUUGGGCACGCGACACCAGGAGAACAAUCAUCAGGAGUCUUACCCUCUCUCGGUGUCUCCGGCUGAGAGCAACCAUUGCCCAACACCUUCCGAAGUGGCUCAGAAGCCUUCCAGUCCUCGCCAGGAAAAUACUAGGGUCAUCCAGUUGAUGCCCAGUCCGAUAAUGCACCCUUUGAUACUGAAUCCCCGACACUCCGUUGACUUCAAAGCUUCGAGGUUGUCUGAAGAUGGGCUGCACAGAGAGGUGAAGCCCAUCAACUUGUCCCACCGUGAAGAGUUAGCGUUCAUGAACCACAUCAUGGUGUCCGUCUCGCCCCCUGAAGAGCACGCAAUGCCAAUAGGGAGAAUCGCAGACUGCAGACUCCUUUGGGAUUACGUCUAUCAGUUGCUCUCCGACAGCCGGUACGAAAAUUUCAUCCGAUGGGAGGACAGAGAAUCCAAAAUAUUUCGGAUAGUGGACCCCAAUGGGCUGGCCCGGCUAUGGGGAAACCAUAAGAACCGAACAAAUAUGACCUACGAGAAAAUGUCUCGUGCCCUGCGCCACUACUACAAGCUAAAUAUUAUCAGAAAGGAGCCAGGACAAAGACUUUUGUUCAGGUUCAUGAAGACGCCAGAUGAAAUUAUGAGCGGCCGCACUGACCGCUUAGAACAUCUGGAAUCUCAGGAACUGGAUGAGCAGAUCUACCAGGAAGACGAGUGCUGAGGAUUUGAUCCACUUCCUUCACCGUGAAUUGAUGGAGAAACCGUCUCUGGAGAUCCAUUGGGCUGGGAAAACAGGGCUCCAGGACUUGGCAUUUAUCUCGGACUGGCAGGACCUCCAAGCACCUUAGCGAAGAAACAGAUUGGCAAGGGUGGUUGAAAGAAGAGAGCAUAGCCCUUUCGCCUGGUGGCUUUUAGGACCUGUCUCGCCUUGGGCUUGGUAUUUUUUUGUUUUGUUUUCGAUUGGUCAGUUUUAUAUAUAUAUCUAUAUAAAAAGGAAUU